UAGCCCACGUUAAGAAAAGUAGAAAACUACAAAGAGCCAAAAGCUAACAACUCGUCACCACCACCUCUUCUUCUCUUUAUCCAAGCAAGAAAAAAUAAAAUGGCAGCUGAGAGGAUAACAGCAUCCUGUUCUUCCUCAAUAUACCAUCUCAAUUCUCAAAGGAGGCAUGUCCCUCUCUCUUCUCCUGCUCGCUUUCUGGGUCGCCCUUUACGACCUUCUCAUUUCUUGGGAAGCACUUCCACUCCUUUGUCUUCCAAGUUCUUCAAUUCACGCCACACUAACAGAAGAAACUUCUCUGUCUUUGCUAUGGCAGCUAUUGGCAUCGCACCGGCCACCACCUCUACAAUUAGCACCAUCCGGAAGAUCCAAAGACCUUCCUUUUCCAGGCUCAGAAUCUCCUGCAUUGGAUGGGACCCAGAAGGCAUUUUGGGGCCGGCCCAGACGGGCCAUAUUGCAAGAUUAGAGUUUAAAAGACGACUUGAGAAGGAUGUUGAGGCACGAGAGGCCUUUGAACAACAUGUUCGUGAAGAAACCGAGCGUCGUAGAGCUCUUCGCCAAUCUCGGGCUAUACCGGAUACUUCAGCGGAGUUGAUAGAGUAUUUUCUUGACACUGAAGCUCAAGAGAUUGAGUAUGAAAUAGCGAGGCUUAGGCCACGAUUGAACCAGGAGUUUUUCUCACACCUGCAAUUUGAAGUAGGUCAACUUCGCUUUGCUGUUUCAAAAACUGAGGAUAUUGAAGACAGAUUGAUUGAGCUGGAAACAUUACAGAAGGCUCUACAAGAAGGAACAGAAGCCUAUGACAAAAUGCAGUCUGACCUUAUAACAGCAAAAAAAAGUCUAUCUAAAAUCUUGACUUCAAAGGAUGUGAAAGCAACUUUACUGGAAAUGGUUGAACAUAAUGAAAUCAAUAGAUCCUUAUUGACACUUCUAGAUGAAAACAUAGCAAAUGCACAAAAGGGUGACCAGAAACAAGUGGCAGUGUUCAUGGAAAAGGUCCGUGCAGCUGUUCUCAAGUACAUGACAGUUUAGUAAUUCUACUGUCAUUCCUUAUAUUGAAUUCUUUAUAAGUCUGGGAUUUGAGCAAUAACUCCAUUCCUAACUACAUUAGCUAGAUUAAGAAAAACAGGAGCAAAGCAAGAUGGAGUCUUGCAUAAAUAUAUGGUAGCAAAAAACAAACAAACUAUAUAUAGAUGCAAUGACAUUGUUUUGUACCGUAAGAGAGACUUAACGCACAGAUAUUA
This is a messenger RNA of Pistacia vera, 1241 nucleotides long. RefSeq lists its product as uncharacterized. The transcript has 9 exons. The record is from RefSeq and is a predicted model, not a curated record. The coding region runs from base 100 to 1029 and encodes 309 amino acids. Gene Ontology annotation, cellular component: chloroplast stroma. NCBI's taxonomy places the organism in Eukaryota, Viridiplantae, Streptophyta, Magnoliopsida, Sapindales, Anacardiaceae.